Xyrichtys novacula (pearly razorfish) is the source of this 12621-nucleotide messenger RNA. Lineage: Eukaryota; Metazoa; Chordata; Actinopteri; Labriformes; Labridae. The record is from the annotation of a GenBank genome assembly.
AUGGCCGAGGCAGCGGCUGAGAAAAACAUGGACACAACCCAACCCAAAUCCCGACCUAAAACAUCAGUGGUGUGGGAAAACUUUACCGAGACUGAAAAGGAAGGCGUUCAGUGCAACAUUUGCAAAGACCGUUUUGCAUGGCUCGGGAGUGCAUCGAUGAUGCGUGAGCACAGGGCUCUCAAGUCUCACGCAUUCAGCGUAUGACACACGCAUUCCCACUCGUUCACACGCUCACACACCACACAUUGUAUUUCUCACGCAUUUAAAUGAACACGGUGAUGUCCACCAAGUUGCACUUCUUCCACUAUGGAACUGGGGGAAAUCAACCGAGUUCCUCUGAGAGUUCAGAAGCUGCGUGCCACGCACAAGCCAAUCAAAUAAAGUAUAGCUACUGAACAGCCAAUCAAAAAGCAGCAUUGCUGUAUCCGGGUAGAUUUUGAUAUCUUGCGGUUUAACUACAGAAGAAGACAGACACUCGCCGAAAUAGUUAGUUAUUUCAUAAAUGCAACUCGCUACAGUUUUUUAUAUACUUUGUAUAAAGGUUAAAAAAAAGAUAUAUGCAAUGUUAUCUUCAUUUUAGAUGUCAAAGAGGUUUUGUGGCUCCCUGUGUUUUCUUUUCUGUGGGAAACUGGUCCAAGUGGCUCUUUGAGUGUUUAAGGUUGCCGACCCCUGAACUAGACGGAGACAGGAGGGCACAGUCAAACUGCGCCCCGCUGUAUUGAAGAGGAACGAACUGCGCAUGUCAAAGUUGUAACGAGAGUCAAUGGGGAAAGAUGUGUGCGCAUAGAUAUACAUAAGAAAGGCUAGAUAACUCGAGGCGGAGUCACCGGCGUCCCUACACGGCGGCCAUCUUAUCUGCGUCUGUAUGAUCAAAAACACUCUUAACUCGCUGAAAUCUUGACAGAUUUACAAAUGGUUUUGUUUAUUACAGACUUUAAUAAUGUGGCUAUGACUCAGGAUGCUUGGACAUAUUGAAACGGCAUAUUUUCUUUUAGAAAAAAAAAGGCUUUAUUGUGCAGCACAGUAGUUUCACAGCUAUUUGUGCGCAAGAGCUGACCUUGAGUCGCUUUGCGUGAGUUGUCAAGGCUGAGACCACAAUUGAGAUUUUAAUUUCUUGUAUGACAGCCUAUAAUUUUAUUUUUAUUUAUUUAGUCUAAGUGUCAUUCUUAAUGGAUGUGCUUGUGUUUAUCAGCUUACAACUUGGCUAACAGACUCACUGUGAGUGAGACCAAGUACAUUUUACAAAGUUGACCCAGUAAUUUUACAUCAGUUAAAGAGGCAAAAAUGCUCUUUUGAUUCAACAUGACUGAAGUUGCACAUGGUUUCCAAAUUGUUUGGUUUGUUAAAAAACAUCUAAAAUGGCAACAUGAGGUAGAAAUUUAUAUUGAAAAUAAAUAUUUAAAUGUGUUAUUGUUAUAUGUUAUUAUAGUUAUCCCUAUCAUAGAAAUAUUACUAAUAUAACAUACAUGGAAUGAUUAAAUGUUUUAUAUAUAAAUGAUUUAAUAUAACUGCCUUGUGCGUGUAGGCCUAUAGCGAUUGCUCUACCUAUCUGCUUAAUGUUUAUUAAUGAAAAUCCAUGGUUAAAAUUAUUCUUGAGAAUGCAGGAACAUAACUAAAACUUUGAGGUUUGUUACAAACCAAACCGUUUGAAAAUCAGUUUAAAAUUAAUCAAUCUAUGGUUAUUUAAAUGCUACAUGCACCGUGGACUGGAACAUUAUGAGUGGGCAAGCGUCCCGCAGCAAGGACGUCCGUCUCUAUUGGCUAACAGCGUGCAUAAGCCAUUUGCCGUUUGUAUUUAUAUCUAUGGCUUAAAUGAUAGAUUUCGCAUGCUAACUGCACUGGAGUGGGAACAAACAAACCUCUGCCCAACACAGAGAAGUAUAACGUGCUGGAACUAUUUUAUGCGGAAUGAUUCGAUGAGAUGUGUGACUAAUGUUGCUCAUUUAGCAUAUAAACUAAAACAACCGUCUUCCCGGUCGGCUAACUAGCAAGAAAGCUGGGUGACACAAUCAUCUGUCUUUGGUUCUCUGCAUUUGGACUUGUUUCACUAAACACUGAGGCCCACCUUUCUUUACUCGUAGAGACGGCUCAGUAACCUACAUCCACAGGCCAACGUCGCACUGCAUUUGAUCGUGUAACCCUGCCACACUCAUUUAAUGACGUCAGGAAACUUCACAAAAAAAGCCUUUACUUUCUGCCAAAAAAUCAAGUCUAAAACAGCAACAACUCAUACAAAAAUAAAAAAUAAAAUACAGGAGCAAAAACUGAAUAAUUCUCAAGACUAAGAAGAAAUACGUUCCCCUCUGAACUCACACAUAUUCUGCCUUUCAACAUAAUACAAACAAAUUUAUUACCAGUUAAUGGUGCUUACAGUGAUUUUUAAUCUAUAACUGCUUGCUGUGAUCCCAAAAGAAAUGCAAACUUUGACCAACUUGACGUGAAAAAAUAUUGUAAAAAAAUACUUUAAGGAGAAAUUAAAGAUUUUUUUGAAAAACAACCAAAAUGAGUCAUAAUUUACAUGUGAAGGGUUUGUCUGAUCCUGCAUUAAUCAUUAAUCACCUUAGACACGUGAGAGAAGAAACAGGACGAAUGCAUGAAAAACAUCCACCACCCCAGUCAUCACCUGUUCUCUCUGCUACCCUCAGGGAGGCGCUAUAGAGCACCGAGAGCCUGCACCUUCUGACUCAAAAACAGUUUCUUUCACAGAGCCAUAACUGAACUUAAUGUCAGGCCAAUAAAUGCAAUAAUGUGACCCUCUAUUCAUUCAUUCAUUUAUUUAUUUAUUAACAGUGCAAUAUGGGACUAUGUGCAAUCACUCCUCAUUUAACAGUGCAAUAUGAGACUACGUGCAAUUACUUCUUAUUUAACAGUGCAGUAUGGGUCCACGUUUGCAGCACUACUACAGUGACAUGAUGGUCAAUGUUGAUCAACAUCUUUAUGUUUUAAAUAUGUCUUUUAACAUGGAUGAAUGCUGUCAAAUGUAUGCAUUGUUGUACUUUUUCUUGUUCUUUUUUAAUUCAGGAUGGCACAACGAAAUUUCGUUGCUUUGUGCAAUGACAAAUAAAGUCUAUUCUAUUCUAUUCUAUUUUAUUCUAAUAUUUAACAUCAUCAUCCAGCAGUGAGGUUUAUUCAUGCUGCGUAAAGACAUCCAAGUACACAAAUAAAAUACCAAAGAAUAACGGCCAUCUGAGUCCUGUUUUCAUCUUCUACAAAGACUGGUUAUUUCUGCCCAUCCUCACUGUAAAUCCCUCUGCUUCGGUCAGCAGUGGGGUUUCUCCUCCUCACUGCCUGUCCCGCUGACAAAGAGACUCUUGAGGAAGAGGAGCUGCAGGUACCCAGAGGUGACGGGUAAGGGGAUGUAGAUCAACAGCUGAUGUACUGUGAAUUGGACCGGAGCAUAUAGUAGUCAGUGCUCUUCCUCAUAUGGCCGAAGGUGUAGAAGCGAAAUAUUUGGAAGACGUGGCUCUCCACUUUGUGACUCGAUUCCUGGAAAACAUAAUGAUUUUAUUAAUUUAUUAUUUUUAUUAUUUUUCACCCUUUUUGAAAGAGCUCUAUUUUUUAUUUUCUGUAUCUUUCAUUUUCAUACACUACAAAAUAUGACCUACCUACCUGUGGCAAUAAACUGUUAACUUCAUGCUACUGUGUUUGAAUAACUAUUACCAGCUCUCCUAAACUAGAGAGAUUGUAGGUGUCGUAGUGUGUUCUUCCGAUCAGGCUAAAGGCGCUACAUUGAUAAAACCGCAAAUAUCCUCAGAGUCCCGUGUGUCAGUUGGAGCGUCUUACUGCAGAAAAACUCUUUUUUUUCAGUUUAACAGAUAAAAUUCGAGGGGAAAAAGCGGGCUCUUUUUUCAUGUUUCUACUUGUAUCAUCACUGACUCCUAAUAAAGAGGAAAAUUAGCCGACAAAUUCUGCUGAAUCUUGACUCCAGAAAUGGCUCAUAGAAAUGAUAUGGAUGCAUCAUUAUUAACUGUCCUGUAUCAGUAUUUAGACUACCCUGAGUCUCAUGAGUUUUCUCUGAGUACAUAUCUCCAAGUGUCAUAAAGGUCAAUAUUUUAGAAGCAUAUUUAUUUGUUUAAAGAUAAACUGUCCUUUUGUGAGUUUGAGGCCCUGCCCCUCUAAAAUCCUCUGCAUGUCUCUGCCUAAGGAUAUGACUGCAACAAGGACUCUCACCAAAGUCAAGUACAUGUUUAAAGUAGUAUUGUUGUCUGAGCCAUUUACACUAUGAUAAUAGGCUGUGAUUAGGACCAUCAUGUGAUCUGUGUGAAAUCUGCACUGACUAGGUGCCUGGUCAGACUGGUCCUGACGUCACUCUGAAGUUAUGAGGAUGUGACGGCGUCCUCAGAUCAAACGCUCACAGACACCAGGACUGACGAAGGACAAACGAGCAGCUUCUUCUCUCCUCACAUGAAGGUGGAAAGUGUCUGUAAGCUGACCUGAACGCUCUUCAACAGGUGAGGAUCCUUCCAGAGAAAUCUGAUCAUGUCUGAGGAUCAGUAUCAGUGUGCUCACAUGGUGCUGGGUCACUGUUGAAGUGUAGAAAUCUUUCUGUAUGCUGAUUGGCUGUUUGAAACAUGUUGUAGAAUUUCUCUCUGAGUUAAAGAGCAGAGAUUUCAGACUGAUUCACCUGCUCUAUAGUUGAUGUUGGUGGAGUCGACUCAGCAGCAGGUCGACAGUAAUCUGAGUCACACCAUCAGGGAAAAAUCCAGGGAGUGUCUGAACUGGUCUGACAGCCUGGAUCGACUUGGUGCUUUUAUUUUGAAACGAUUGAUACUCUGAGGUGAAGGGUUCAGAUUUCAGAUCAGAGACUGACUCAGUUAGCAGGGUCCAAGUCUCAGUGGUCCCAGAAGUUUCAGAUAUUUGUAGAUGGACCAGAGCCAGUCCAGGGUGGAAGUGGACUCAGUGUUUGAUUGAGACCCCUCAGCUGUCAGGGGCCGCUAUAAGACAGAAAAUGAGCCAUCCUAUGUCAGUUUUUGAUAUCUGUCCAACUUUGAAAACUUAAAAUCAAAAGUAAAGAUUUUUUUAAUCAAGCUAAUCAAACAUAUUGAUUUAAAGAGACUUUUUUAUUUGACUCUUACUCAUUUGAACAAUAGUGUUUAUGUGAUAGAUAAUUGUGAUGACCACAGUUUAUUUAUGGGAGAGUCUGGGGGCUGUAACUCAUUCUGGACUCAUCAGAUCCUGUUUGAGGCUCCAAAUAGGUUUCUGUCAGUCCAGAAUAUUUGUGUUCUUGAGAGGAAUGAGAACUGAAGUGUCCUGUGGUGUAAAGCUUGUUGUACUGACUGAGCAUGUUGUUGUGUUUGUGUGAAGGUGGGGGCUCUGCUAUGAAUCAGUGUGAGGAAAGAGAGGAGGGAGCCCCUCCCUCUAAAACCACUCUGUGGGGGGAACAUGAGAGCCAGACCAAAGUUCAGAGGUGAGAUGAGGAUCUCCAACUGUCCAUGACUCUUCUCCAUGUCAGAGUUCAGCACUCACAUCACUCCACCAUCACUAUUAUUCACACUCAGACCUCUGUCUGUCUGUCUGUCUGUCUGUCUGUCUGUCUGUCUGUCUGUCUGUCUGUCUGUCUGUCUGUCUAAGACCUGAACAGCAGUACAGACCAGACUCUCCAGGACCUGGACCCAGCUGUGUGUCCUUAAAGAGUGACCGGUCUAUGUUCAGACUUAUUAAUUUCAAAGAAGGAGAGAUUUGUGAUGACCAAAGGUGAGCCUUUCAAACUGAACUUUCUUUUGUUGUGUGUGAAACUUUUCAUCCUAACUGUGGUCAGUGUUUUCUCUGUGAAGGUGAAGAUUUUUCAGGGUUUGUGUUUCUAUCAGGAUCCAACAGCAGUAAACAGAAUCAGAGCCAGAAAGACCUGAGGCCUGUACUACGAAGCUGGGUUAACACAUCCAGGAUAACUCUGCGACAACUCGCUCAACUUCACCGGAUCUCCGCAAUCCCGAUCAACUGUACUACGAAGCCUGUUAUCAACUCGAUAACUGAAUCCAGUUCAGAUCUGUGCGCGCACACGUAAAGGGGGUGGGGUCAGUGCCACAGGACCAAUCUCCACAAUGGAGAAGGCUGCACGUCAUUUUUCACAGCUGAAGAACAGAGCUUUAUUUAAACAGUGAGACAGACACAGCCGCUAAAAGCCGGAGGGACUGCCGGCAAAAAAAAGAAAAAAAAUCAUUGGUUGUGUAAAUUACAUCUGUGCAUUCAUAAAUUUAUGGCCCCCUAAUAUGGUGUCAUGCAGCGUGUGUGAUCACCUCCAUCACUGACCUCAUUAUUUCAGAUACAACAGCAGUGGGGAAAAGGAUACGUGGGAGCAAAUAAAAAUAAAUCUAAAAACAUCCUUUAAAGUAGUUUGUAAGUUUAUUGGAAGAUUUUAUUUGUACAUAUUUCAACGCGUAAACAGUGAUUUCCUCACACUGCCUUUUUUUUCUUCUUCAUCUGAUGGUCACAUGUCAUCUGCAGACACAUUUGGGGUUAAGAGGAGUUUUCUAAUCUGCUUCAAUAAAUUCUGAAUGAUGACUGAUAUGCCGCAUGAAAUUGGAACCUGGAGCUUGGCAAAUAUUAGUGCAUUGCUUAGACUUCAUGCAACCUGAAUAUUGAGGCCGUCCGAGGAAAACCUGUAACGUUCAUAGAGAACAUCAUCAGGUAAAUCAAACGGAUUUGAACGAUUAUGAAUAAACGCGAAGCGCUCCUCUCACUAUCCGUGCAACGAUGUCCCCGGGAUCCGGCAAAAGUGGGCAAGCCAUUUUCCAAGAGAUCCGAUUGGUCAUCGGGCGGUCUUCUAUACCUGCUGAGAUCUUAUCCUGAAACAUAACCUGCUCCAGAGCAGGUUUGGCAUUCCGCAUAAGUUACCGGGGCAACGGACCCGGAUAAAAAGAGAUCCACCUUCGUAGUACGGAAAACCCAGAAGUUAUCCAGAAGUUACCUCGCUAAGACCAAAUCCAGCUUCGUAGUACAGGCCUCUGGACUUUGCAUGUAUCUUCAUGUGUGUCCUGUGUCUGUAGGAGGAUCCAGCAGUGUUUCUACCAGGAUCCUCUAGAUAGACUCUCUCACAUGUAACCCUGUGUCUCCUUAUAUUAUAUCCACUACAUUAGAUUCUGUUUGUUCCACAGUGUUCAGCAGCAGAGAUCAGAGGUUCCCAUUGGUCAGUCUGCCCAGCAGCAUCAAACACAGCUGGACUCCAUAUUUAUGGUAGGUGAAAAUGUACAAACACAGCUCCUACUGAUCAUCAGAGCAGACACUCAGUAUAUUUGGAGGUUUCUGAAUUGUUUCCUAAUGACUCUGCAAACAUCAUCCCUGCCUGAAUUAUCUUCACACUCACAGUUUGACUGAUUGAAUGAAGCCUCACAUUUAUGACCUGCACAGAGUCAGAGGUCAGAGGUCAUGGUGGAUGGUGGUCUGACACAGACUCAGACUUUGGCAGCAGAGAGCAGAAUUCACAAACUGAGUCCAGUUUGAGGUUUAAAGAACAGAAAGACUUUGGUUCAUGUCGAUGACAGCUGCUGCUCUCAGCUUCAUUCUAAUAAACACAUCACCUCUAAAGUCACUGCAGACUUUUUCUCCAUGAAACCACACCAGGAGAUUUCUCCAAUAUGAAGGUCAGGUCAUAGAAACUGGAUUUGUGGAAGACAGGACCAUCCACAAAGUCAAUCCUGAAGCAGCAUUGUGAUCCAGUCUCCAUACUGGACUCUUCAGACCAGCAGGCUUUCUGUCUGUCAUAGAUGAUCUGAUGUUCAGUUCUACAAGUUCAUGUUCACAUUUUGUUCUGUUCCAGCUGCUCCAGGAGAACAUGAUCAGCUUUGUAAAGGAGCAGCUGAAGGAGAUCCAGAGAGUUCUGACUCCUAAUGAACCAGAAUACUUAGAGAGUCAGAGGAAGGAUGAGGAUGAAGAACAGAGGAGAAGCAGAGAGGCGUUUCUGAAGAUCACUGUGAACUUCCUGAGAAGAAUGAAGCAGGAGGAGCUAGCUGACUGUCUGCAGAGAAGUAAGAGGAUUUGAAGAGAUAUAACAUGAUGGAAAGAGGAAAUGGAGACAACAUGGGAGAGGUUUAGAGUUCAGACUCUGCUGUUCAUAAGAUGCACACAUUUGUAUCACAUCUAUGAACUGAGAGAAACUGAUCACAGCUGAUGAGCUGAAGAGAUUUCAGAGAGGAGGGAAAUCAAAUCCAUCCUGAUGUCUUCAAGAGUAAAUUCAUCAGACUGAUUGUAGCUUCAGAUGAUUCAUCACAUUUCUUUUUGUUCAUUCAGGAUCUGCUGCUGCAGAGUGUCCACACAAACUCAAGUCCAACCUGAAGGAGAAGUUCCAGUGUGUGUUUGAGGGGAUUGCUAAAGCAGGAAACCCAACCCCUCUGAACCAGAUCUACACAGACCUCUACAUCACAGAGGGAGGGACUGGAGAGGUCAACAAUGAACAUGAGGUCAGACAGAUUGAAACAGCAUCCAGGAAAGUACAGCAACCAGAAACAACCAUCAGACAGGAAGACAUCUUUAAAGGCUCACCUGGAAGACAGGAACCAAUCAGAACAGUGAUGACAAAGGGAGUGGCUGGCAUUGGGAAAACCGUCUUAACACAGAAGUGGACUCUGGACUGGGCUGAAGACAAAGCCAACCAGGACAUCCACUUCACAUUUCCAUUCACCUUCAGAGAGCUGAAUUUGCUGAAAGAGAAGAAGUUCAGCUUGGUGGGACUUGUUCAUCACUUCUUCUCUCAAACCAAAGAAGCAGGAAUCUGCAGCUUUCAACACUUCAGGGUCGUGUUCAUCUUUGACGGUCUGGAUGAGUGUCGACUUCCUCUGGACUUCCACAACAAUGAGGUCCUGACUGAUGUUACAAAGUCCAGCUCAGUGGAUGUGCUGCUGACAAACCUCAUCAGGGGGAACCUGCUUCCCUCUGCUCACCUCUGGAUAACCACAAGACCUGCAGCAGCCAAUCAGAUCCCGCUUGAGUGUGUGGACAUGGUGACAGAGGUCAGAGGGUUCACCGACCCUCAGAAGGAGGAGUACUUCAGGAAGAGAUUCAGAGAUGAGGAGCAGGCCAGCAGAAUCAUCUCACACAUCAAGACAUCCAGAAGUCUCCACAUCAUGUGCCACAUCCCGAUCUUCUGCUGGAUCACUGCUACAGUUCUGGAGGAUCUGCUGAGGACCAGAGAGGGAAAAGAGCUGCCCAAGACCCUGACUCAGAUGUACAUCCAAUUCCUGGUGGUUCAGUCCAAACUGAAGAACAUCAAGUAUGAUGGAGGAGCUGAGACUGACCCUCUCUGGAAUGAAAAGAGCAGGAAGAUGAUUAAGUCUCUGGGAAAACUGGCUUUUGAGCAGCUGCAGGAAGGAAACCUGAUCUUCUAUGAAUCAGACCUGACUCAGUGUGGCAUGGAUAUCAGAGCAGCUUCAGUGUACUCAGGAGUGUUCACACAGAUCUUCAGAGAGGAGAGAGGACUGUACCAGGACAAGGUGUUCUGCUUCAUCCAUCUGAGUGUUCAGGAGUUUCUGGCUGCUCUUCAUGUCCACCUGACCUUCACCAACUCUGGAGUCAACCUGAUGAAAGAAGAACAACUAACAACAUCUUCAAUCUCUAAAAUCUUCAGUGUCAAACCAAAACUGAAACAUCUCCAUCAGAGUGCUGUAGACCAGGCCUUACAGAGUCUGAACGGACACCUGGAUUUAUUUCUACGUUUCCUCAUGGGUCUUUCUCUGCAAACCAAUCAGAAACUCCUGAGAGGUCUGCUGACACACACAGGAAGUAGCUCACAGACCAAUCAAGAAACAGUCCAGUACAUCAAGAAGAAGAUCAUUGAGAAUCUGUCUGCAGAGAAAAGCAUCAAUCUGUUCCACUGUCUGAAUGAACUGCAUGAUGAUUCUUUAGUGGAGGAGAUCCAACAGUACCUGAGAUCAGGACGUCUCUCCACAGAGGAACUGUCUACCGGUCAGUGGUCAGCUCUGGUCUUCAUCUUACUGUCAUCAGAAAAAGAUCUGGAUGCGUUUGACCUAAAGAAAUACUCUGCUUCAGAGGAGGGUCUUCUGAGGCUGCUGCCAGUGGUCAAAGCCUCCAACAAAGCUCUGUCGGUGGACACAUGAGAGAUGAAACAUUAUUGUUCAUAAGAGAUGAAAAAUUGUGUCUGUGCUAAUCACUGAUUCUUCUUCAGGCUGAGUGGAUGUAACCUGUCAGAGGAAAGCUGUGAAGCUCUGUCCUCAGUCCUCAGCUCCCAGUCCACCAGUCUGAGAGAGCUGGACCUGAGUCACAAUGACCUGCAGGAUUCAGGAGUGAAGCUGCUGUCUGCUGGUCUGAAGAGUCCUCACUGUAAACUGGAAACUCUCAGGUAAGUGUGAAGUUAAAUAUUUAAAUUAAAUCUGUAUGGGAUUUAAAAAAAAACAGAAUACCCAGAAACUGAUAAAUAUUUUACUUUUAAGGAAGGACAAGCUUGAAUAGUGAAAGUCAGUCCAUUUUUUGUAAGACUGCCAUUUAACACCAUUCAAAGAUGAAAGCACAAAAAAGAAACAAACUCUUUAAUUGAAGAUGAAUUCUGCCUUUUAAAUAACAGUACAACUGUAAUUUAACAUGAAUAAAGAUGGUUUUUUUUUUUCAAUAUUGCCCUAUUUUUUAGGUUUACUGGAUGUAACCUGUCAGAAAGAAGCUGUGAAGCUCUGUCCACUGUCAUCAGCUCCCAGUCCUCCAGUCUGAGAGAGCUGGACCUGAGUCACAAUGACCUGCAGGAUUCAGGAGUGAAGCUGCUGUCUGAUGGACUGAAGAGUCCUCACUGUAAACUGGAAACUCUCAGGUCUGUACAAGGUCAAACAUAAAACUUUACUCUCUGUCAGAUCACAAAACCACAGAAACAAAAGCAUCAAUAAAACAGAGCGCUACUUACUGCACUUAUCUCAUGAUCCAGUAAUAAAUUUGGUCAAGACAAGAGAGUACACUUAUUCAAUCGGAUCUGGUUUGAAUGAUUUUAUUUAGACUGAUGAAAAAGAAACUGAAAAAAGCAAUUAACGAUAUUAUAGAAGAAAAAAAACAUCCAAGGUUUUUGAUUAUCAGUGAAACAAAAGAGCUUAUUUGUUCAAAUAUCUUCAUGUCUGUUCAGGUUGAGUGGAUGUAACCUGUCAGAAGAAAGCUGUGAAGCUCUGUCCUCAGUCCUCAGCUCCCAGUCCACCAGUCUGAGAGAGUUGGACCUGAGUAACAAUGACCUGCAGGAUUCAGGAGUGAAGCUGCUGUCUGCUGGUCUGAAGAGUCCUCACUGUAAACUGAAAACUCUCAGGUUUGUGUGAAGUUUAAUAUUGAAAUUUAAUCUUUAAGAGAUGAAAAAAAAAGAAAAGAAAAGAAAACUACACGAGAUAUAAAUUGAACAACCGAUAAUCAUUUCAGUUUUAGGAAGGACAAAACUGAGCAGUUAAAGUCAGUCAUUUAUUACUUACUGCUCUUUUAUUAUGAGUGGAGUCAAGUGAAGAGACAUUAUUAAUUCAGUCAGAUCUUGUUAAGAUGAUUAACUGAAAGUAAUGAGAGAUUGUUGUUAAAGAUUAUGAUAUGUUCAAAGAAGAACAUCUACUACCUUUAAUCAUCAAUGAAACAAAGACCUAGUUUUAUUCAAAUAUCUCCAGGUGGACUGGAUGUAACCUGUCAGAAAGAAGCUGUGAAGCUCUGUCCACAGUCAUCAGCUCCCAGUCCUCCAGUCUGAGAGAGCUGGACCUGAGUCACAAUGACCUGCAGGAUUCAGGAGUGAAGCUGCUGUCUGCUGGACUGAAGAGUCCUCACUGUAAACUGGAAACUCUCAGGUCAGGUUUUCUGCUAAUUGAGUUUUGUAGUUGUUUGAAUGAAAUUGUCUAAAGUUGGUACUUUUCCUUGUCUCAUAUCUUUUUUCUGACUCCAGGUUAUCAGGCUGUCUGAUCACAGAAGAAGGUUGUGCUUCUCUUGCCUCAGCUCUGAGCUCCAACCCCUCACACCUGAGAGAGCUGGACCUGAGCUACAAUCAUCCAGGAGACUCAGGAGUAAAACUGCUUUCUGCUGGUCGGGAGGAUCCUCUAUGGAGACUGGAUACACUGAGGUAUAACCAGACAGUUACUGGGUCACACACAACUACAGAUAUAUUUGGUUUCUGCUGCCUCAGAGCUACAGAGAAACACCUCCUUCAUACAUCCACCCUCAGUCAGAAACAUAGACUCAAAGUACUGGCUGUACAGCCGUCCUAAAAGAAGAAAUGAAGGUCUUUUCCAAAGGGCCCAAAUCAAGUCUCCAUGUUGUAGGACAAACCAACAGCCAGCCUUUGCUCUUUGAAUCUUGUUGUUGUUGUUUUUCUGUGAGUUUCUGUCAGAAAGACUCAGAAAAAGUGACAGAGUGAUGGAGACUGUUGGCUCAGAUGAGUUUCAGCUUGUUUCUCUGUCACAGGGACAAACUGAGGAACUCUGCUUCAUGUUGGACAGCAAGUAGGACUCAUGUUGGACACUCAAUCAUUCUGACUGUGUUUCUUCCUUCAGGGUGGACCAUGGUGGAGAGCAGAGGUUAAAACCUGGUGUGAAGAAGUGUAAGUGUUGAAUCAGUUUGACUACUGAUGACCAAACAGCAGACUGUCAGCUAACAAAGAAGAAAGCCUUCAGGUGUGUCUGAUGAUAACCUGCUGCUGUGUUGUGUCUUUUUCUCUCUGUCAGAUUUCUGUGA